This is a messenger RNA of Scophthalmus maximus (turbot), 4649 nucleotides long. RefSeq names its product enhancer of polycomb homolog 1. The transcript has 14 exons. Bases 404 to 2986 code for a protein of 860 amino acids. Gene Ontology annotation, cellular component: piccolo histone acetyltransferase complex. NCBI's taxonomy places the organism in Eukaryota, Metazoa, Chordata, Actinopteri, Pleuronectiformes, Scophthalmidae. Gene Ontology annotation, biological process: regulation of transcription by RNA polymerase II. The record is from RefSeq and is a predicted model, not a curated record.
CCGUACCGUACCGUACCCCGAGGGUCUCGCGAGCGCGCACGCGUGCGAAACUGCGUGGGAAUGGCUGUUCGCGCGACCGAGGGGGUUGGGCCGCUCGCGGAGAGCCGAGAGCUGCAUGAGUUUGUAAUGUCCGCCAUGUUGGCCAUGGCGCACUGAACCGGGGAGGAACAGCGGAGCCUAGGGGAGAGACGAGACCGACAGCGAGCGAGCGAGACCCGGGCCUGCCCCCGGCGCCUAAUCGCGCUGCUACGGAACCCACAGCCCUGCGCUCCUCACUCGACCGGCUGACUCCCGGAGCACCGUCACAGAUUCCUCCAUGAGAACUCGAGGCGGACCUGCAGUCAUUCCGAGCGGAUCGAGUAGAUUUAUGCUGCAUCUUGUAAUAUAAAAUUAAAAAAAAAAAAUGAGUAAAUUGUCGUUCCGGGCUCGGGCGCUGGAUGCUAGUAAGCCCCUGCCCGUCUUCCGCUGCGAGGAUUUGCCGGACCUGCACGAAUAUGCCUCGAUCAACCGGGCGGUGCCGCAGAUGCCCACCGGGAUGGAAAAGGAGGAGGAAUCGGAGCACCAUCUCCAGCGGGCCAUCUCGGCGCAGCAGGUGUAUGGCGAGAAGCGGGACAACAUGGUGAUCCCCGUCCCCGAGGCAGAGUGCAACAUCACGCACUACGAGUCGCUCUACCCCGGGGAGUUCAAGAUGCCAAAGCAGCUUAUUCACAUACAGCCUUUCAGUUUGGACACGGAGCAGCCAGACUACGACCUGGACUCGGAAGAUGACUCGUUUGUGAAUAAGCUGAAGAAGAAAAUGGAAAUCACCGCCCUGCAGUUCGAAGAGAUGAUCGACCGACUGGAGAAAGGCAGUGGACAGCAGCUCGUAAGUCUGCAGGAAGCCAAACUGCUGCUGAAGGAGGACGACGAGCUGAUCAAGGAGGUGUUCGACUACUGGAGCCGCAAGAGGAAAACCUGCAAGGGCGGCUCCCUCAUUCCCAACGUCAAGCAGGAGAAGAGGGACGGCUCCAGCACCAGCGACCCUUACGUGGCCUUCCGCCGACGCACGGAGAAGAUGCAGACCAGAAAGAACCGAAAGAACGACGAGGCGUCGUACGAGAAGAUGCUGAAGCUGCGCCGGGACCUGAGCCGGGCCGUCACCAUCCUGGAGAUGAUCAAGAGGCGGGAGAAGAGCAAGAGGGAACUGUUGCACCUCACACUGGAGAUUGUGGAGAAGAGGAAUGUCAUGCCAGACUUGGGCAGCGAGGUGAUGGCGGAGGCUCUGGCGCAGAGGGCUCUGGUGAAGCCCGUCUACACCAUCCCCAUCAUUCCCCUGUCCAACAGUAACCAGUACCGACAUCAGGACCACUUGGACAUGAAGGACUACAAGAAGCCGGAGAAGACGGAGGCAGUUCGAACCAAAAGGAAAUACGAAAAGAAACCCAAGAUCCCUCCGCUGUCGGCGCCUCAGCACUCGGGGCCCUCGGUUUUCAACCCCAAGGACCUCAACCAGUACGACUUCCCCAGCUCGGACGAAGAACCAUUCUCACAGAUCCAUUCAGGUUCCUCGGAGGCAGAGGAGGAGAAUGACCCAGAUGGCUGCUACGCGUUCAGGAGGAAGGCCGGCUGUCAGUACUACGCGUCUCGUCUGGCCCGGAGCGGCAACUGGCCCUGGGUGAGCCCAUCGGAGGGCGGGCUCGGCGACCCGCGCUUCCGCUACUGUCUGACGUCACUGAACACGCCGCGGCGCUGCAUAGGAUUGGCGCGGCGCCGCGUGGGCAGAGGGGGCAGGGUUUUGUUGGACAGAGCGCACACGGAUCUAGACAACAUCUGUCAGAGCCUGGCCUCCGACCCGCCGCCUGAACCGCUCACCUCACCGCUUCCAAGCUCUCCGCUUCGCAACUCCAACGCCAGUACCUCAGAAACCAAUACCUCGGACCCGGCCAGCUCCUCCCACCCUCCCACCUCUUCAUCAACCCCGUCGUCCUCGUCAGCACCACCACCACCACCACCACCAACAACAACAACACCUAUGGACCUCAGCCAGAUUCUUUUGAACAUUAAAACUUGCCGCUGGAGGCACUUCAGACCACGGACGCUAUCCCAUCACCCCUCGGGUGGAGGAGACUUGUCUCGCAGAGGAUUUAGGGAUUGUAGCCGCUCGGUGUCGGGACUAACCCGGACCCUGUCCGGAGGAUCCAGCUCCCAGAGCCGCGCCGGCUCGGCCCCCACCCCGGUCAACGUGUUCACAGCGGAGCAGUACCAGCAGCACCAGGAGCAGCUGGCCCUCAUGCAGAAACAGCAGCUGGAGCAGAGCCAGCAGCAGCAGCAGCAGCAGCAGCAGCAGCAGCAGCAGCAGGCCAACAAGCCCGUUACCGCGACCAACACACAGGCACUCGUGUCCAAGACGUUGGACCAGGCCAGCGCCCAGUUCGCCGCGUCGGCCCUCGUCACCACGGACCAGCUGCUGGCCUUCAAGUCCAAAGAGGAGCUGGUGCUGGCGAGCGGAGUCAACGGGGUCAUGGCAGGCACUGGUGUUUUCAAAGGUUUGCACCUCUCCAGCACGACCACGAGCCUCCACCAGAGCAACCAGUCGACGCACACCACCGCCUCUGCGGCCCCGACCUUCCUGCAGCCCUCCUCCAACCCGGCUGCGCCCUCGCCCGCCAGCGCCGUGCCCACCUCUCUCACCUCCACCCCCAGCGCCCACACAGCGGCGGCGCUGGGGCUGCUGGGAUGCGGCGCCGCCAACGCCAGCUCCGCCACCACUCAGGUCCUCAUCGGGAACAACAUCUGUCUGAGCGUGCCGUCGGCCGGGCGCCACAUCCCCCGGACCCUCGGCAGCGUGCCGCCCUCUGCCUUAAAGCUGUCUGCCACCACCAACCUGCAGAUGCCCAAGGUCUCCGGAGCGUCGUCCAUGGACAUGGGCUCAAGGGAUAAUCACGACGAAGACAAGCCAGCACUGAACAGUAUAGCAGACAACACAGUGGCCAUGGAAGUGACGUAGUGGCAGAGCGGCGGAGGGUCCGGGCUCCUCUUCGGGUGCUGUGCAUCGUAGCAUCAGGAAUGCAACAAGGGAGACGGCAGGACUCGGGACGCAGACGUGACGGAAUGACUUGCAAUUCUUCAUCUCUCAUACUUUUUAGAAAAAAACUUUUUUUCUGUUUUUUGUUUUGUUUUGUUACUGUUCAAAAAAAAGUUAAAAGAUUGACAUCUGUAAAUUAUGAAUAUGGCAAAAAUUAGUAUCUUGUACAGUAACUACAUAUUUGUAAUAUCCCCCAUGUAUAUAUAUUACUUGAAUACAGAAACUGUCCAUUUGUGAUGUUUUGCACUUGGGAGUCAAUCUUAAAGGAAGAAGAAGAAGAAAAAAAAAAAGUAAAGCCCAGUGGAGUGUGGCUGUUGAGUGUGAGAGCUGAGGGAGUUGUAUAGAGAAGAGUUUUAUCACGUGCAUGGUGCGGAGCCUGCUGGUUUUAUCUAUUUAUUGUGCUGUGUUUACAGUUUUAUUUUGUUUUGUUUUUUUGUUCUCUAAUAUUUUUAUUUUUGGGGUUUGUUUCGUUCAAAUUUUUGUUAUUUUUUUAUUUGUACACUGUACCUUUGUUGGUUCAUGUGCUGUAGUAAAUGUUAGGUAGUUACGGACUCCUGGGUAUUUUUGUAUAUUGUGAACACAAAGCAGGCCCCCCCACCCCCCUACACACACCUUUAUUUUGGGUCCUUGUGCUUCUCUCUGUCAAUCAUGUGAAAAUCAAUGGUGACUUACCUACAGAGGAUGAAGAGGAGGAGAAGGAUGAAGAGGAGCUUUCAUCAGCAUUGUCCCAAACACAAGUAACAGAACAGGGAUGAAGUCUCUUCCCAGAAGCUUUUGCUGCUUCUGAUUAAAGCACUAUAUAUUUUGUUUUUCCGUUGUGACGUGUUUUUUUUUUUUUUUUUUACAAAAAUCAUGGUUUUGAUAAAUAUCCUAAUGCUGCUUUUGUAUUUUUUUGUUUUUUCCAAAGGGGUCGUCCGACAUUUUUCAUGCAAGCGGACGUCCCCCCUCCCCCUCGUUCAAUUUGGUUUAUCCCACCAACAUUUUUGUAAAACGAAACAAAAAAAUGAGUUAUUUUUGUAAUAUUUUCCUUUUUUUCCCCCUUGUUCUUGUGGUGAACUUUGAUUGUAAGCUCUUCGUUUAUUGAAAGACUUCAUUCUUUUGUUCGUUUUGUUACUUGUUCAUGCAUAGGGUGACAUAAGGGAGGUGAAUGGGCAGUGGUCGCUGUACGUGUUUCAUCAUUCCAGUUUUUAAAUAACAGACACACACAAAAAAAAUGCUAAUGACGGCGGACAAGAGGGACUUGUCUCCCCCCCUUUUUUAAAAACACUUUUUUUAAUUAUUUCUUUUCUUUUCUUUGAAAAAAGAAUCUCCAGACGGCUGCAAGGCCAAAAACCACAAGUAUUGGGUGCCUUCCUUUGGGGAAUUAAAUGUUCUCUCUUCUGUGAAGAGUUAGGCACAAAGGCAGCAUUACUUAGUAGUGCUUCUCGUCUUUGUCUGCAGCUGAAUGCCCAGUCCACUGGCAGGAUAUAUCCUUGAGGUUUACUUGUCCCACCUGGAGGCUGAAAAGACUAAAAAAAAAAAAAAAAAAAAUGUGACGGAACUCUCACUAAAAUAAGACAAUAAAGCCCAGGGCAUUAAAUGUGAA